Messenger RNA from Acanthoscelides obtectus, 321 nucleotides. Lineage: Eukaryota; Metazoa; Arthropoda; Insecta; Coleoptera; Chrysomelidae. The record is from the annotation of a GenBank genome assembly.
AUGCCACCACCACCUACGGGGGUGGGUGGCACCACCACUAGUGACAGUUUUAGUGGCAAUGUGGCAGUAUUCGAUCUAACCUUCGGGGAAGAUAACAUGGAAUUAACCUCAGGAACGGAAUCUCACAAUGAAGAUAACCGUCUUCAAAAACCUCAGAGUAGCAAUUCUACUCACACUGAAGGAAAUCCCCUACCUCGAUUCUUCAAUUUGCAAUCGGAUAAGUAUUCUUCUGAUGUUUAUAUUUAUAUGGAGAAAUUGAACAAAGAGAAAAUUGGGAGGCUACAUCCGAAUUUUAUAGGCCAUCUACUUCACAAAAAUUAA